AAGAGAACUAUUUUGUGAUAAGUGAAACUCAGCAUGUUCAAGGAGGAGUAUUCUGUGGCUGACAUAAAAGAAGGACUUCCCUUAAUGGUGUGUUGCUGCACGAGAAAAUAACUUUGAGAAGAAUGCUUUCUAUUAAGCUGCUACGUUGUUCCUGAAGGAAAUGUUUUCAUUUCUAGCGCAUGCUAUUUCUUGAAAAGCUAUGCCAACAAAGAGUGACAAGAGACUCCCUGAAUUGCUUGUACUUGGGGGAAAGACUUUGGCAAAUGUUGACCCGGUGCCAGAAUGACCUUGGAAACCUUUUGGAUGGAUUCUGCCCUGCCAGAAUCACAGUAUGUCAAAGCCCAGGAUUUAAACACAUCUUGAUGUGUUGAGAUAUUUUAAAACAAAGACUAUUUCCCAGCCUACCUGAUGGCCCUGCUUUAAUUGAGUUUUUGCUUAAAAUAGAAUACAGAAACAGAAGAGGCAUUUUUUUUAACAUAUGGCUGCUAAUAACUGCAAAUAUAAUAAAACAAGCUUAUCCUCCUCCUUUAUCCCCCAAAGCUGAGAUGUGUCACUGGUGAACUAAGGCUGACGAAGAGACCUGAGCACACUGUGAGAUGCUCAGCUGUAAUACAGGCAUUGGCACUUUCUACUGAAGCUGGUUCUCAGACACUGAUUUGCAGAGUGUCUGGCACGGGUACCUGCUUGCUGCAGCCAAAGCUACAAAUUUUUCUAAUUCCAAGCCAUGAAUGAAUCCAAGUGGACUGAAUGGAGGAUCCUGAACAUGAGCAGUAGUCUUGUGAAUAUGUCCGAGCAUCAUUCCUGCCCACUUGGAUUUGGUCACUACAGUGUGGAGGAUGUUUGCAUCUUUGAGACAGUUGUUAUUGUCUUGCUGACAUUUCUAAUCAUCGCUGGGAAUUUAACAGUCAUCUUUGUCUUUCAUUGUGCUCCACUGUUACAUCAUUAUACUACCAGCUAUUUCAUACAGACAAUGGCAUAUGCUGACCUCUUCGUUGGAGUUACCUGCUUGGUUCCUACUCUGUCUCUUCUACAUUACUCUACAGGUGUCCACGAGUCAUUGACUUGCCAGGUGUUUGGAUAUAUUAUCUCAGUUCUAAAAAGUGUUUCUAUGGCCUGUCUUGCUUGCAUCAGUGUGGAUCGCUAUCUUGCAAUAACCAAGCCUCUUUCCUACAAUCAAUUGGUCACCCCUUGUCGCCUGAGAGUUUGCAUUAUUAUGAUUUGGAUUUAUUCCUGCCUAAUUUUUUUGCCUUCUUUUUUUGGCUGGGGCAAACCUGGUUACCACGGUGACAUUUUUGAAUGGUGUGCCACAUCUUGGCUCACCAGUGCCUAUUUUACAUGCUUUAUUGUCUGUUUACUUUAUGCUCCUGCUGCCUUGGUUGUCUGCUUCACUUACUUUCACAUUUUCAAAAUUUGCCGGCAGCACACCAAAGAGAUAAAUGACCGGAGGGCCCGAUUCCCUAGUCACGAGGUAGAUGCCUCUAGAGAGGCAGGACACAGCCCCGAUCGUCGCUAUGCCAUGGUUUUAUUUAGGAUAACCAGUGUAUUUUACAUGCUAUGGCUUCCAUAUAUUAUUUACUUUCUCCUAGAAAGUUCUCGUGUCUUGGACAAUCCAACACUGUCCUUCUUAACCACUUGGCUUGCUAUAAGCAAUAGUUUUUGUAACUGUGUAAUAUACAGCCUCUCCAACAGUGUUUUCCGCCUUGGCCUCCGAAGACUUUCUGAAACAAUGUGCACAUCUUGUGUGUGUGUGAAGGAUCAGGAAGCACAGGAUCCCAAGCCCAGGAGACGGGCAAAUUCCUGCUCCAUUUGAAGAGAACUGCACAGUAAAUCAAAUGUAAUGUGAUUUUGGUUUUGGUUUUGGAUUGUAUUCUUGAUUUAUUUGGAAAUUUGCCCUAGAGAAAUGUUUAUAUGAAUAGUUGACUAUGAAGUGAGGAAUGACAUUAAAGGUCUCUUUUAUUUCCUUUUGUGCAAGAAAAAAAGCAAAAGGAAAGGAUGUAUGGAGAAUAAUCUCGUAAGAGGAUUACAGCUUGUGAAUAUGUGUUCAGUGUUUGAUCCUCAUCACUGAGGAUCGAAGAGGUACUUCAAAUCUACAAAAUAUGAGUGCUUCUUAGCAUCUCUUUUUCUACAUUCUCUCUGCCUAUGUCUCUGUCUUUUCUUUAGACUUAUUCUGUGUUUUUACUCCUUGUACUUGUAGUUGUUCAUUAUUUACUAACCUGUCCUUCAUGAAAAGUACAAGUACUACAUAUAUGAGGCCAAGUAUAACCUUUCCAUUAUAGCACUGAGACAUGCAGUCUACAUCAGUUGUGUUGUGUUUAGGGAGGGUACACAGUAAGUGUUACGUUUUAUUAUUUUUCAUACCACAGGUGUUUAUGUUCUUGUCAUCUUCUUCACAGCACAGAUUCUCCACUACAAACAGAAAGGAACAAUAUCUUUUUUUUCUUCUGUAAAAGGACUUUUGGUUUCUUUCCCUUUCCCCAACACCUGCAAUUGCCAAAUCAAUAUUUCAUUCCUCUGAAACAAACUCUGUAACUGUCUUAGCUGAUGAAUGAAUCCUCUCUAUAAGGGAGUCAAGGUGUUAAAUAAGGUAUUUUUUCUAACAAAGAAAUCUAGUAGCUAAGAGAUUGUGUUUAAUACUUUGAUAGAUUUUGGAAACAUUUUAUCUGCUUUCUUUGAAGAUUGUUCAUGUGCCUAAAGUUUUUUUUUGCUAUAGUAAGGUUUUUAUAUUUUCUCUAUAAAGCCCAGAAUAUUCCUAACGCAGAUGCAGAAUACUCACUUGUGAUGAAUAUCACUCUUUGUGC
Messenger RNA from Chionomys nivalis (European snow vole), 2798 nucleotides. RefSeq names its product G protein-coupled receptor 52 (gene Gpr52). The coding region runs from base 725 to 1810 and encodes 361 amino acids. Gene Ontology annotation, biological process: G protein-coupled receptor signaling pathway. Lineage: Eukaryota; Metazoa; Chordata; Mammalia; Rodentia; Cricetidae. The record is from RefSeq and is a predicted model, not a curated record. Gene Ontology annotation, cellular component: membrane. The transcript has 2 exons. Gene Ontology annotation, molecular function: G protein-coupled receptor activity.